Arachis ipaensis is the source of this 1978-nucleotide messenger RNA. RefSeq names its product protein STRUBBELIG-RECEPTOR FAMILY 7-like. NCBI's taxonomy places the organism in Eukaryota, Viridiplantae, Streptophyta, Magnoliopsida, Fabales, Fabaceae. Gene Ontology annotation, molecular function: protein binding. The record is from RefSeq and is a predicted model, not a curated record.
AUUACAUUGUUCCAUGCGAGACGAUGGCCACUGUUAGAGAACGGUUGAAUCUCUGCCACUCGCGAUCUCCUCUGUUUACAAUCUCCUCCGGCGAUGAUCCUCGAUCUCCAACGAUGACCUCCUCCGGCGAUGUCUCCUCACGCGACAGUCUCCUCACACGACUUCUCCUCCAGCAACGGUUUCCUCACACGAUGUCUCCUCCUGCGACAUCUCCUCCAGCGCCGGUCUCCUCUUAUGACGUCUCCUCCAGUGACGUCUCCUCUUGUCUUCUCUGGCGACGUCUCCUCUAGUGACAAUUUCCUCCGACGAUGUUUUCCUACGCGGCGAUCUCUUCCAUCAAGCUACCGUGCUGCGAAUUUCUCCUCCAGCGGUAGACUGGCGAGGUAGGUUCUUCUCCCUUUUUUCCUUUGUUCUCUUGAAAAUAUUUCAUUCUAAUCGAUUGUCUUAGGGUUUCAUAUGCAUGUGAAUGGCAAUUAGAUUGUUGUUUCUACCAUUGAUCUGAUAAGCAAUAAGUAAAUCAUUUGGCUCUUUGCGAUGAUUCCAAGCUUUUGCCCUUGUGCUCCAAGCUCAUAUCUCUCUGCAUCUCCUCACUCUCCUCAAACUCUGUGCUGUUCGCAACAAGGACUUCCGUCUAGAUAAUAUGUCCUCAUAAGAAAAGUUGAAAAUUGAACUUGCAAAGGUUAGAGAUGAGUUCAAAAUGUCAGAGUCAGAUUGUGGAUCGGCUCGAGUUCAAGUUGCACAACUCACAACUAAGAUUUAGCAUCUAUUAGCUGUUGUACACAAGAAGGAUGUGCAUUCUCGUAAAGGCUUGAUAGCAAUGGUUCAGAGGAGAAAAUGAUUAUUGAAAUACCUUAGCAAUGGUUCUUUGGCUUCAAUUUGUGGAUUCAAUCUGGUUCUCUAGCUGCUGCGAAGCUAUUGUUGCUGCCUCUAACUAAGCUUGAAAAAAGAGGCUGCAAGUACGUUUGUUCUACUGUUAACAAGGGUGAGGAGCAAAAGAAAUUGAACGUGCUUUCUAAUGAGGUGUUUGUUAACGCCUUAAUCAGUAGCGGGCAUGCUGUAAGUCUCUCUAUCUCUGUAACUGUCAAAUGCUCCAAGUCUAAUCUACCUAUUACAUAUAAAUUACUGCAAUUUGUUUUCUUUUCAAUGCCUUCUUGUUUCAGAAGAGCUUGAAGAUGCUGUUUUUGUGAAGCCAAAACAGUAGGAAAAUAAGUUAUCCAAUCUUAAACUAAUGGGAACAUUGCCUUAUGGAUUACAACCCUUGACAUCUUUGACCAACCCAGACCUGAGUAGCAACAAUCUUGGAGGUGGCAUACCAUACCAGCUUCCUCCAAAUAUGCAGCGCUUGAAUCUGGCUUAUAAUAACUUCACUGGGGCAAUCCCUUACUCUGUUUCUGAUAUGACCUCUCUUACAGACCUGAAUCUUGCUCACAAUCAGUUCCAGCAAGGAUUGAACGUUAACUUCAUGAAGCUUUCUGCCCUCUCUUCAUUGGAUCUCUCCUUCAAUUUAUUGACAAGUGACCUUCUGCAGACUUUGAGCUCACUUUUAGGCAUUACCAGCAUGUAUCUGCAGAACAACCAGUUUACAGGCACUAUUGAUGUCCUUGCUAAUCUGCCUCAUUAUGAUAUCAUUGGUUUGUAAGAGAUGAGUUUGGAUAAUAAAGUUGGAGUGUUGGAGCAAGAAACAAAGAUGUCGAAGCAAGUCCUCGGGAUGAAACUCACACAAGAGACCAAGAAACUAAGGCAUGCUUGUUUUAAAGUUAAUUACAAAAGGAGGAAACUUUUGGCCUCUAAAUUUUAUUCAUCAUCACUUAUCUAAGCUAAUUGUCUUGUAUGUUCAUAUUCUAAGUAGUAAAAAUAGCACUUAUUAGAUGGUUUAAAUACAUUAUUAGAUAUUAACAUAGUUUAGGGAACUCGAUGGUAGAUUUGACUGAUUAGUGUUUAUUGCAAUGCUUGUAUUUUGGUAAGUUUAGUAAGACAA